Molecule: messenger RNA, 2961 nt
Organism: Metopolophium dirhodum (rose-grain aphid)
Lineage: Eukaryota; Metazoa; Arthropoda; Insecta; Hemiptera; Aphididae
Exons: 3
Coding region: 1-2961 (986 amino acids)
Source: RefSeq, a predicted model, not a curated record
AUGUGUGAUAUAAGGUGUAAUCUAGACGAGUGCCCGCACGCCGACUGCUCGGCCAAAUUUCGCGCCAAGGUGUGGACGAGCGCGAAGCAAUCCAUCACCCGUCACCUCCGUGAGUUACACGCAGAGGCGGAGGAUACGUCGGUGCGAUGCGUCGGGUGCGGGAUCGUUCUCGGCGUCCGGCCCGGGGCACACAAAUGCCAGGUCCCGAUUGAGGACGCUGCGGACACAGCGGACCGCUUCACGUGCACGGUGGCCGGCUGCCCCGAGUCUUUCCCCAGUAAGCAGGGACUGACCAACCAUCUGCGCAACCACCGCCGUAUCGACGCACUGGCCGCGGCCGCCGUGCCGCUCCCGGUCCCGGCGACGCGUCAACGGUUGCGCUCGGACCGAAACCCCCGCCCGGCGCGCGGAGGAGACGCUCGCGUUCCGGAGGCAGUGGACGUGCCAAGGACACCGGCUGGUACCAGACCGCCGGCAACAGGCGGUACGUCCCCACUGCCACCCACAACCAGUACUGAACCAAGGAUACCGGCUGGUAACAUACCGCCGGACACAGGCGGUUCAGUAUCGACAGCGGGCGCCGCGUCAGGAGGUGCGCCAAGGACACCGGCUGGUGACAGACCGCCGGACACAGGCGGCGCACCCCUGUCACCGCUUCCCACGCUCUUGCCCGCCAGCACGAGGCGUGCGACACCGGUGAGGCCGCGCGGGGUCGGUGACAGACUGUCACUCCCGCUGCCGUCUCUACCUCCGCCACGUCGCGAAUCGCCCAGGAACGAGGGCUACAAUGUUGUGAUUGCGAGCCCGGAGCUGUGGCGGCCGCGUAUUCCUCCACCGACCUCGGAUAGCGGCUCUGACUCGAGUGGGCUGGCCCCGGAGGACGAUGACCUGUUGGACGUCCCCGUGCCCGAGCCCGACGCGGCCGCCGAGGUCCCCGACGAUGGCGAUCACAUUCUGCAGCCCGACGACACCACACCCCUGCACGCGUUCCGCGAACGCUUCGCGGACUUUUCCAGAGGUCCGUGCACGGAGGAGGUGUGGUCGCGGUUCGUCGCCCUCGUCGACGAGAUGACCGCCGAGGCCGCGGUCAUCGUUAAACUGCCCGUCAGACCGGAGGGCAGGUCAUCGGGCAACAGGACUGCGAUCGACCCGACAGACGCCAAGGGAAUCCAGUCGCUGUAUAGGCGUAACAGGCGACGUGCUGUCCGGCUGAUCCUGUCGGGUGAGGGGCAGUCGUGCGAGGUCCCCGUUCCGGCCGUUGAGGAACAUUUUCAGAGGACCUGGGCACCCUCAGCAUGCGACCCCAGCAUCUAUGCGAGGGUGGACGGCCGUGACCCGGUACCGAUGGGCCCGUUCCAGUAUGCCGAUGUUUCAAAGCGUCUCGGCAAGUUCGAAAACACGGCACCUGGGGACGACGGGCUCACGUACCGGCACUGGAAGCGGCUGGACCCAGAGUGCACGGUCCUCACGGGGAUCCUCAACACAUGCCUCAGGUUCAAACGAGUGCCCCCAGCGUGGAAGAAAGCCGUCACAAUCCUGAUCUACAAGAAGGGGGCGAAGGAGGAUUUAACCAACUGGCGGCCGAUCUCGCUGAGCCGCACGCUGUACAAGCUCUACGUGGGAUGUGUCGCCGGACGGCUGACGGAGUGGCUGGUGGCCAACAACGUCCUGAGCCCGUGCCAGAAGGGGUUUCUCCCGGCGGAUGGCGCAUUUGAGCACGUCCACACCCUCAAUCGUGUACUCGAGAAGGCCAGGACACACGCGGCGGACAAGUGCGUGGCCUGGCUGGACGUGUCAAAUGCGUUCGGGGCGAUACCACACCCCGCGCUCGAGGCAGCGAUCCAGGCCAGUGGAGCUGGAGAGGAUCUCCUUCUGGCAGUGCGGGACAUCUACUCCGGGGCCACGUCCUCAGUCAGUGUGGCCGGUGGGAUGACGGGCGACAUCCCGGUGCGCUCGGGCAUUAAGCAGGGGUGCCCGCUUAGUGGCCUACUCUUUAUCAUGGCCAUAGACCCGGUGGUGGCACGCCUGCAAGGCGCGUCGGCCGAUCAUCGGGUACUGGCGUUCGCGGACGACCUGUGCUUGAUCGCCGACAGCCCGGGAGACCUCCAGUCGGCCAUCGACGCCGCGCGCGUCGGACUCGGUAUGAUCGGCCUCAAACUCAAUGCCAACAAGUGUGCCUCCCUGCACCUGUCCGGUAAGCGGCCCGUCGGUGUUCGGGACACCCAAUUCCGGCUACUCGACUCCCCGCUUCGCCCGCUGGUCGAGGGCGAGGCGGCCACCUUUCUCGGAGCGCAGGUUGGGUUCAACAUCGUGCCGCCCCUCUCCACACUCGCCGAGAUAACGGAAAUCGGCCUCAAAAUAUCCCGCAGCAAGCUGGCCCCUUGGCAGCGCAUUGACGCCCUUAAAACGUUUUUUUACCCGUCCACAGUCCACCUCCAGAGGAUGGGGACGUUUCCUAAAGGUGACUGGGCGAGGGUGGACAAGAAAUCUUACAACGUCCUGAGCCCGUGCCAGAAGGGGUUUCUCCCGGCGGAUGGCGCAUUUGAGCACGUCCACACCCUCAAUCGUGUACUCGAGAAGGCCAGGACACACGCGGUGGACAAGUGCGUGGCCUGGCUGGACGUGUCGAAUGCGUUCGGGGCGAUACCACACCCCGCGCUCGAGGCAGCGAUCCAGGCCAGUGGAGCCGGAGAAGAUCUCCUUCUGGCAGUGCGGGACAUCUACUCCGGGGCCACGUCCUCAGUCAGUGUGGCCGGUGGGAUGACGGGCGACAUCCCGGUGCGCUCGGGCAUUAAGCAGGGGUGCCCGCUUAGUGGCCUACUCUUCAUCAUGGCCAUAGACCCGGUGGUGGCACGCCUGCAGGGCGCGUCGGCUGAUCAUCGGGUACUGGCGUUCGCGGACGACCUGUGUUUGGUUGAGGUUCUUGAGGUUCGCCGAUUGGCGUUUUGUCCAUCGCACUAG